AUGUCUUCUUCCGCUGAUGCUAUGCUCUCCGCCCUGGACGAUCUGGACAGAUGCGACAUCGCCACACUACUACAUCAUCUGCUCCCUCGCCUCGACAAUCUCGAAAAGGCCUGCCAAACACUUCUGGAAAGGACCGCUCCGAAGUCCAGCUGCCUAUUUUGCACUGUGGACGAGAAUCGUGACAAUCACCAUUUCGGGAGAUGUCCACGGUUCCCGGAUCCAAUCUCCAAAACAGCACAGGCCACAAAGCUAAACCUGUGCCUCCUCUGCCUAAAAACGGCACACGAGGACGUAUGUAGAGUGAAGUGUGGAAGUUGUGGUCUUGGCCACAAUUUCUUGCUUUGCUCCUCCAAAAGACCGCAGCCUCCCACGAAGCGACCAUACAAGAAGUACAGCUCUACAAUUCGCGUAUUUUACUUCGCAAUAUGGACAAUGAAGAAAAUAACCCUUCUCAACGGUUUACCGUCUCAUAAUGGCGUGGAGGUGACUCUGGGCGUCGAACUGCGAUGCACAGCGGAGAUUUGUCCUGCGACAGGGUCUCCCAAGCUGACAAGGAGUUCGACACAUCCGACAUUCCGACUUUCCGGAAUCGUUGGGCGACGACCUGUGGUGAAAGCUAAGCUCGCCGUGGCAUGGCUGCUUAGUUUGGGGAAAAGUCUUUUUGCCACUCCAGCGAAUACACUGCCUCAGUACCCUGCACACUGGGCCCUGGCGUCUCAUACGUCGGACGGUAUGGCGACCGGCGGUGUUGGUUUUGUUGUGCUCCCAUCUGUUGUCCAUCUUGUCGAUUCUCACGAGAUCCUGUCACCUCGUCUGGCUAUUCUUCGCUUCCGCCCUCUGCGCCAAAAACACAUCAGUAUCAUCAACUGCUACUCACCAACAACAGCAGAUGAUGAAUCCGAAUUGGAUGCGUUUUACGAGGAGCUGGAGGAAGUAAUCCGCAACGAGAAGUCCUACAAAUUCGUUGUCGGGGACUUCAACACAAAACUAGGAAAGGGUACAGAAGAGGAAUACAGGAUAGGAAGACUUGGACUAGAGGACAGAAAUGAAAAUGACAAUGGUCUCGCCGAGUUGUUGUCCGCUUCAUGA
Necator americanus (New World hookworm) is the source of this 1089-nucleotide messenger RNA. RefSeq lists its product as uncharacterized. Bases 1 to 1089 code for a protein of 362 amino acids. The record is from RefSeq and is a predicted model, not a curated record. NCBI's taxonomy places the organism in Eukaryota, Metazoa, Nematoda, Chromadorea, Rhabditida, Ancylostomatidae. The transcript has 5 exons.